UGAACUUUAUUUUAGCCUGGUUACUCUCUUCCUUUUUCUUUUCUUUUAUAAACGAAACCUUGAAUUAUUCGUUCCUCCGCUGGACACACUGAGUACAGAACACAAUUCUCAGAGCUGUCUUGUUAUGUUUCUUUUUCUUAGUAAAUUUAUGCAAAUAGAGCCGAGGUCUAGUAAGUGCAGGGAACGCAGCUUGUCCUAACACGAAUACAGCUAUACAGCUUUAACAGGAAGAACUUGAGGACGUGUAAACUAAGGCUGCUUUGAAAGACUCAGGUGUCCUACAGGUGCUGUAUGUGGCUGCUGUGUGUCUCCUGAGGGCUCAGUGGGCGAACUGGGUUCGUUGGAAUAGAAAGCUGAAGACCUGCCUCCCUUGUGAAACAUGGAGAAGGCCGAAGAGUAACCGGCCUGGACCUCAUGAUAGCUCGAUGAAUUGUUCAAAAUAGUAAGAUCAUCAAAACCCAGAGAAAAGCACACAAACCGACACACAAGUGCUUUUGUACAUGUUCCGUUCCAAAGAGACACAACAUUGAAACAACAUCUUCGACACUGAUUCACCUUUUCUGUCUCACACCUUUGGCCAGUCAUUUAAAAACAACAGAUCAUUCUGGCUUCUUAAUUUCACUGCUGUUGGUGCUUUGAGUGGGUUUGGGAAGGUGGCCAAGAUGAUUGAUCUGAGUUACUUAACGGAGGAGGAGCAGGAGAUGAUUAUGACAGUCCUUAAGAGGGAUGCUGAACUGAAGAGAGCAGAAGAGGAUCGCAUCAAGCAUCUGCAGAAGACUUUACGGGACAGCAGCAGGUUGAAGUACAUGACGGGAGAGUGGUUUUAUGAAACCAAGUCAAAGAGGCACAGAGACAAAAUACAUGGAUCAGACAUCAUACGGGCAUCAAUGAGACAGAAAAAGCCAGUGACACUCUUGGAACUGAGCCAGAGCAAAGCAGAGAAGCCCAGCUUUGUCAACAGUGAGAAGCGGGACAUCUUCAUCCCGCCUGAACUCUCGGGACUCAUUGAGGAGCCGGAGGAGGAGCAAGAGGAAGAGAGGAAAAGUGACCAUCCCUCCCUGGAAACCCAGGGCGACAAGCUUAAGAAAACGGCAACACCGUCUGUCAAGCAAAGACAGAAUCCGUUUAACAGUAUGUCUGAUGGGGAAGAGACAGCUGACGAAAGAGAAGUCCACUUAACAAAUGGAGCUCUGCAACCCGUUAAGACAUCUGAAGGGGAGAUCUUGCCACCUGCCAAGAAUGCUAUACCAAGUGUUAGUAAUCUAAGUUCAGAGAAUCCCAGUGUACCCCAAGGAGACAUCAAGCAAGCACCAGUUCCCAAAAAGAGAACAAAGGUUUUCCGACUGCAGGACUCCUUCUCAGACAGUGAUGGGCCUUUCCCAAAGCAGAAUGGCAGGGGAGACUUGCACAGCAAUGUUAGUACACCAAGAGGAAUCCUGAAGCACAGUCCCAGCUGUAGUUCCAAUGACUCUGAAAUGGUGCAGAAUAACAGCAACAGCAUCAUCCACCAUCUAGAACCUGCGGGUGACGGGACUCCUAAUCUCCAAGGUGCCCCCCCACCGAAAGUUGCUGAUGGAAUGGGCUGCAUCAAGGAGAGAAUGGAGGAGUUCUCCUUCAACUCUCUAGAUAGAAAACAGGUCCGGUUCUCCCCGGCUGUUAGACAGGGAAACCACAGAACAGCUUCAGCGGUAGAGGAUGGCAGGGAACUGGGGGAGCACGACCUGUUGGAUCUGGAUUUUAUGACACCGUCAGACGUAGAGGCGGGCAGCAAAUCAGAGAAAAGUAACCAAGGCAAUGGAGGAGGCAAUGGACCACCCUUUAGUGAAGCUUUUGGUGUGGGGCCUCUGGAACCAGAAGAUCCUUCCUUAAAACCCCGUGCUCCAGAAACUGAAACCUCCCUAUCUUCUUUGCUCCCCGCAAAUGAGCUAAAAACAUCCUUGCCUGAAGAUACGGAGGGGCCUCUGAGUGAGGCCCCGGGCCAUUCGGCUUCUUCUCCCAGGUCACACACUAGGGUGAAUCUGGACUGGAGAGAGAGGGACACAGGUGAGGUUCAGAGCGACAGGGAACUGACAAAAAGGAACAACAGAGUCAUAGAGCCUCCUCAGAUCCCUGUUGAUCAACAUGAAUAUCAUGCUGAGACCUAUGCCCCUCAGGUGUCCAACAUUCAGUCUUCCAGUAAUGAGAAAGGUAAGGCUGAUAACACUGGUGUGGAAAGUCAUGCGGCCUCUUCAAACCCAGACACACAAAGCUAUAUGCUCACAGAGGAGGAGGGUGAUUCCAUAAGCAAGGUCCUAGAGUGGUUCAGCAGGAGCUCCGAAAGCAUUGACAGACAAGCCCCUUCUCCAAGCGAGCAGGUCUGUGAGCAGUAUGACGAAGAGGUAGAGCAAGAGCCAGGUGUCCAUAUCUUUGCCACAGAUGAGUCAGGAAGAGACAGAGGCUUCAUGAGGUACCGUGCUGAGGACAUACGAUCAUCACAGAGUGACAAGAGGGGGGCAUCAGACAAAGGUCUAGGAGUAGAAGAAAAGGUCAUCAGCUGUAAAGAAGACAUCUAUAAAGUGAAGACUCCUGGAAGUGGUAUUUACUCUGAGAAAUCCGAGGACAAAUUCACACCUGUGCAUUAUACCGUCCAUUCCUCUCUUAACUCAGGCGAAGCUUUUCAGCCGAAGGGGUGGAUGGCUGCAAAUGAGCCAAAGAAAGGGUUUGAGUAUGAAGGGAGAUCCUUGUUCCCAGACAAAAAAGUGUAUGACUUGGAUGUCAUCUCGCAUCCCCAUCCCACAAGUGUCAGUAGGGAGAACUACAUACAUGGUGGCUCCCCAGUUAACCUGAGCAUGAUGGACACAAAAGAUAAAGACUCACAGAAGGAGAGCCAUACGGAAGAUUCACCACAAAAAGUAGCCAAUUUAAAAUCCUUCUGGGAAAAGGGAACCAGUGGUCCCAAAAUACUGCUGGGCAAACCAAAAGCAGAUAAUUUGAAGGAUGAAAAAAGUAAGUUGAAAGAGGCCGAUUUACAUUCAUAUAAUGAAAGCCAGGAUUUUGCACUGCAGGCUGAGAAAGACACUCAGGCUCUUGACAGUGGAAGUGAGGUUCAUGGUAAGUAUGCAGUACACCUGGAAGGUAAUGAAGGAAGGACAGAUUACAUUCAGAAAAGGCUCUUAUCUGGCAGGACCUGGAGUGCAUCAGUUGAUGCAGAAGAGAAUAAGAAAGAAAUAUCAGAUUAUGUUAAAUUUCACCCUACCAUUUCUCAGUAUGAACCAUACAGAAGUGUGAUGAGUGACUCUGAGAAAGAAGCAGCAUUUACUCCCAGCCCUGUAGAGGAAAGUCUCCCUUCUUCUGAAAGUAAUCAGAAAGAGGAGGAGAUAAAUUAUACUCCUAAAUCCAUCAUUUUUAGUGAGGAAGUGUACACCUCAUCUGCAGGGCAAAAUACUGCUGCUGAUGGAAGUCCAGAGGAAGAAGAACACAAGUGUGAAUUGAUUUCCUUGUCCAAACACAGCACACAUGUGUGUCAGAGCAGCCCAGUACCACUUAUCAGGCGCAAUCUCAGUCGAGAAGAUAGCAGGAGUGGCAAGAUAAGUGAUCUGAAGUCAUUCUGGGAGAAGGAGAAGAGUGGGCCAAAGAUUAUUGUGGGUGAGCAGAAAGUUGUUUCUGAGACUCGUGCCUCCAUUAGCGAGGUAAAGCAGCCUCUGAAAGCCAGCCCUGCCACCACCUCUGAUUUAGACCUUAAAGUAGCUGAUGUUAAACCCAGCAGCAGCUCUGACAGAAAAAGCACUUCCUCGCUGUCCAGACAAAAGCCCACUUUCACAGUUCUGUCAAUGAAGGAAAGAAUGCAGAAGGAGUCCGGGGGUCAGAGCUCAACCAACUUGCAAUUCAAGAACCUUCGUAACUUCUGGGGAGGGGCAUCUGCAAGCCAGUCCAGCCCAUUCCUGAUCAAGACGCAAAGGGCUUCUCCAGAAAAUGUGGCAGUGGCUUCUCCAGAAAAUGUGGCAGUGAAUCUAAAAAGCCCUACAAGCCCAAGUUCAAACGUUCAGGAGACAACUGAGCUAUUCCGUCUGAAAGAACAAUCACCAACAGAGGUUAAGAAGCCAUUUAUGAACCCAAACUAUUAUCCUAAAGUUCUUCCUACUGAGCCUGCAGAUGUUCGUGUUAGAUCCUUUGGAGCAGAAAAACGGCUAGUGAAAGGUUUUUCUGCUGAUAUCACAGAACCUAAGAAAGAAAUGAUAGAGAAAGGGGAGAGAUCGGUUUCUCCCCAUUUACUGACGAAACCACCUUCUUCUGCGGAAUCUGUUCAAAUGAAAGAAGAUCUGUCACAGUGUGAGGCUGUAGAACCCCAACAGGACAGGUUUUUUAGUAGAGUGUUGGAGCAGAGCAAAGGGUUUCCUCCUCAAGAGGGGGUGAAAUUUCACAUCCCACCACUGCAGAGCUUGGCCCCAAGCUCAGUGAGUACAGAAGUGCAGUCCUACAGUGCUGUGAUGGGUGUCAGAUCUUCUCCAGAGCCACCCAGGACGCAAGGAGGCAUCAUGAGUGAAAAAGAAUACAGAGUUGCCUCUCAGCCUGUCUUAGACAUUCAUGGAGGAAACCUGAUGAGUCAAAUCAAAAUUCCCCCUGAGCCCCUCUCGGGAACUGGUAAAGAAGUCCUUGGUGAAAGACAAUAUCUCGGUGAAGGAAAAAUAUUAACAGCAAAGGAAGGUAUAAUAUCAGAGAAAAAGGUGGGAGACAUGCCUUCAUAUUGUGAAGUACAAAGUACACCUACAGAGACAGAGGAGAACCUGAGAAAGCCAAAUAGGAAGAUGCCCUGGCUUCUUCCUCAUGAUAAUACUGAAGACAUCGACUAUGAAGGUUCUUCCAGGAGCAGUGCAUCAGACACCUGGUCUUUCUCCUGGGCAAGUUCAGCCUGUAAUGAUGAAGACCAAAACCCCAUUACGAGGGCCUUGAGACGAAGUUCUACAAGGCCUGUUUCGUCUGCAAAAAGUCUUGAGGACAUUACAGCACUACCAUCAAAAGAGAGAAGCAAAAAUACAUCAAGAGAUGAAUUAGUUCUAAGUGUGGAAAAUGACCAGGUUUCAGAGCUUGAGCAAAGUCCAAAAGAAAUUGUUCCAAGAUUUUCCACAGUGCCAUCCACCCCAACUUCAAAGUUUUCGGACAGUGAGAAGAUAAAGAAAAUGAGCAGAUCAGUACCUGCUUUCCUGCAGCAAGAGAGCGAUGGCAGAGACACUGACUCCACCUCAGAGAACAGUUUCCACAUUGGCAGACAAAGGAAGAUUGGCAGCUCUCUAACCAAUCUUAGCAACUCUUCUGGCAUGGCAUCAAUGUCCUCUGUCAGCGGAAGUGUCAUGAGUAUCUAUAGCGGGGAUUUCGGCAAUGUGGAUGUCACAGGGAACAUUCAGUUCGCCAUCGACUACGUGGAGCAGCUGAAUGAGCUUCACAUCUUUGUGGUCCAGUGCAAAGACCUGGCAGCUGCUGACCCCAAAAAGAAUCGCUCAGACCCGUAUGUUAAAAGUUAUCUUUUACCUGAUAAAGCAAAGAUGGGUAAAAGGAAGACUUCAGUGAAGAAGAAGACUUUGAAUCCGACCUACAAUGAGAUCCUCAGGUAUAAAAUCAGCAAGGAGACUCUCAAGACUCAGACCCUGAACCUCUCAGUUUGGCACAAUGACACUUUCGGCCGUAACAGCUUCCUGGGUGAGGUGGACCUGGACUUGUCCAAGUGGGACUGGAGCAACACGCAACUGAACUUCUUCCCCCUUAAGCCGAGGACUCCCUCAGGCCUCCAGUUUACAGACUACAGAGGAGAGAUGAGAUUAGCCCUGCGCUUUCUUCCUCAGAUCUCACAAAGCAAAAAUACACCGAAUACUGGAGAGGUGCACAUCUGGGUGAAGGACUGCAAGAGUCUGCCUGCAAUCAGGGGGACAGCUAUCGACCCGUUUGUAAAAUGCUCGGUGCUGCCAGACACCAGCAGGAAGAGCCGCCAGAAGACCCGCGUCCUGAAGAAGACGGCGAACCCCGUUUUCAACCACACCAUGGUGUAUGAUGGCUUCCGGGUCGAGGACCUGCGGGAAGCCUGCGUGGAGCUCACCGUCUGGGACCACGACCGGCUCGCCAACCAUUUUCUGGGAGGACUGAGGCUUGGCCUCGGCACAGGGAAAAGUUAUGGAGCUGUGGUGGACUGGAUGGACUCGAACACAGAUGAAGCAACUUUGUGGGAGCGAAUGAUAGACUCUCCUAACGAAUGGGUUGAGGAUGUGUUACCUUUGAGAAUGUUAAUGAUGGCCAAAAGUUCUUGGAAAUAAACAGAAGAUUGAGUGAAUGACUUCUCUAUCAAAGAUCUUGACUUCUGGAUGUCAAAUCAGUGAGAAUCACGUUGUUUCUUGGGUGAAGAACAGAUUCCUGAUUCUGUGAUAAGAAAACUCAAUGUAACAAAACAAACAAUAAACUAAAAUGUAUUAUAUUAAUUAAUCUAAAAUACCUAACUAAGACAUUACAGGUUGUCUGAAAUAUGAAAGUGUUUUAUGAUUUUUGUUUUACCAAAAAAUAAGUGUUGUAAGCCAGGAUAUGGCUUUACUGGUAAUGUGUACACCUGUUUUAUGCCUUAUUUGUUAGUCUGAAGACUUUUAAUCUGGACUAAAAUGUAUGGAAGGCAAAAAAAAAAGAUAACCAAAAUUUGCAAACUAUCAGUGAUUUUAAGAUGUAAGAUCACUUUUUUGUACCAUAUGUUCCAAAACAUUUCCAAGACAUCCAUUUCUUGUUCAGUUUAUUGUGUUUUUUAAUUUCCCACUUGAACAGCCUCUGCAUAUUUUUAUAGUAUUGUAACAAUUAAAACAUGCCCAUUACCCCUGGCUUUUACUUUGCACUCACUUUGCAAUAAAGUGUCAAACGUA
This is a messenger RNA of Lepisosteus oculatus (spotted gar), 6869 nucleotides long. Lineage: Eukaryota; Metazoa; Chordata; Actinopteri; Semionotiformes; Lepisosteidae. The record is from RefSeq and is a predicted model, not a curated record.